GGCGGGGCUGAGGACGACGGAGGAAGAUGGCGGUGGGGGCGAGGUGAGGUGUUGGCAGUGGCGAGGGCCUCGGGCCCGGGGGGUGGGGGGACGCGGAGCGAUGGCCCGCGCCGGCUGCAGGGGCGGAUAAAACGCCGUCGUGCCGCGGGUGUGGGCCGGAGGGAGGAGACGGUGCCCGAGCGCCACAGGAGUAUGACGGGGCUGUACGAGCUGGUGUGGCGGGUGCUGCACGCGCUGCUCUGCCUGCACCGCACGCUCACCUCCUGGCUCCGCGUUCGCUUCGGCAUCUGGAACUGGAUCUGGCGGCGCUGCUGUCGCGCCGCCUCUGCCGCGGUCCUAGCGCCGCUCGGCUUCACUCUUCGCAAGCCCCCGGCCGUCGGCAGGAACCGGCGUCACCACCGGCACCCGCACGGGGGGCCCGGACCGGCCGCCUCCCACCGCCGGAUGCGGUGGCGCGCGGACGCCCGGUCCCUGCAGAAGCUGCCCGUGCACAUGGGCCUGGUGAUCACCGAGGUGGAGCAGGAGCCCAGCUUCUCAGACAUCGCUAGCCUCGUGGUGUGGUGUAUGGCCGUGGGGAUCUCCUACAUUAGCGUCUACGACCACCAAGGUAUUUUCAAGAGAAAUAAUUCCAGAUUGAUGGAUGAAAUUUUGAAACAACAGCAGGAACUUUUGGGCCUAGAUUGUUCCAAAUACUCACCAGAGUUUGCAAAUAGUAAUGACAAAGAUGAUCAAGUUUUAAAUUGCCCUUCAGCAGUGAGGGUGCUGUCUCCAGAAGAUGGAAAAGCAGAUAUUGUGAGAGCUGCUCAGGACUUUUGCCACUUAGUAGCCCAGCAGCAGAAGAAAUCCACAGAAUUGGAUGUAGAUAUGUUAGAAGGUUUACUUAAGUCACAUGGUUUCCCUGAUCCUGAUUUAGUAUUGAAGUUUGGUCCUGUGGACAGCACAUUAGGCUUUCUUCCCUGGCAAAUCAGAUUGACUGAGAUCAUAUCUUUGCCUUCCCACCUAAACAUCAGUUAUGAGGACUUUUUCUCUGCCCUUCGUCAAUAUGCAGCUUGUGAACAGCGUCUGGGAAAGUAGUGAUUCCUGGCUGCAUAAUUUAAUUUCAGGCUUUUGGAGAAAAGGACCCAAGUGACUCUGAUGUUUACAAAACACCUGUAAAACCCUGUAUACACCUAGAUCAUAUUCCUCAUAAUUUAUCAACAAACACAAAAAAGUGUCUUACUUGAGAAUGAGUGUGUGUGUUGUGUGUGUGUGUGCGCGUGCGUGCGUGCGUGUGCGUGCGUAUGGAAAUAAACUUAUAAAUGGGGACGCAUUGGGGAAUGGAGUACAUAGGCUUGUAGUUUUGAGCAAAUAACAGCAAUGUUUUCAGAGCUGAGAUUUCAGAUUUAAAGGCUUCAGCUCCUGCUACUUCCCGUUUUUGUGGGAGUAGAGGGAGUGAUUAAAGCUGUUUUAAUUGUCUGGGGGUAGGGGGAUGGAGGUCAUUUUUUUUCAGUCUUUCCUAGUGACCAAACUUUAAUUUUUAUGAAUAAUAUAUUGACUUAUUAAAUGGAAGUAUCCUCAUUUUGAGGGACUUCAGAGGAGUGGAAUUCUGUGUUCACAUACUGAAAGCUUGCUUACUUUCAGAGCAGAGAGAUAUCUUCAGAUUUCCAUCCCUUUUCAUUUCUUCGUUAUAGAAAGUAAUGUGACUUGAGAGUGUUGCUCUGAUGUUUGUGUUCUGGGUUACAAAGAAACCCAGAACAUUUGAAAAAGAAAAUAUUGAAGUAUAGAAUAUAAAAAUUUUAAAUAAUUAGGCAGUCAAAAAACAAAAAAGUUGAAUAACUUAAAAUCUUAAAUGAAAAUUUCCUAAAGUGCGUCUUGAUUUUCUUGUUUGUGUGAUGAGCAGUCUGCUUAUAGUACACAAAACUGGUUUAAAAAAUAUUUCCAUUAACUUUUUAUUUAAACAUUUGAGAAAAGUCACCAAGGCAGCUCUUUUCCUCAAAAGUAACCUGUUCCUCUUUUGAGUAAAACCUGGAAUUUUUUUUCCCUUUAGUAAAUCUCAAGGUGACGUUGCAUAAAUGAUUAAGUAGGAUUGAGGCCUGUAUUGCUGAAGUCUGUAAAAAUAAUUUAACUUAAUCCUUCGUGUUCUCUUAUGUGAUAGAGAACUCAUUCUGUUAUUUUUAAAGUAAGUGAUUUCUUGGUGGAUGUUUAAUAUUUUCCCAUACUGCUAAUCCUUGGAUGAAAACCAUUCUUCAUAUUUGAUGGUUAAUAUUCAUAAAAACUCUUUAACAAGUGUACAAGAGUUAUGUACAUUCAGAAUAGAGUAGUUUAAAUACUAGGCCUCAGAAAUCUGAAAAAUAGCAAAGAAGAUUGAAUUUGGAAAGUGGUCUGGAAUGACUUGUCAGAUUCUAAAGUGACGAAUAAAUGUUUCAACUUUGGAUUAUAAAACCCCGUUUAUGAUUUUUAAAAUACUUGAAAUAAAAAUGAUUAAAGUAAAAUUUGUCCAGUGACAUUACUUUGCACUUCAGUUUUUUGUAUGAAUUUUUUAAAAGUCUUAAUUUAUUGCCAAAAUUUUGUGCGAAGCUACAGCAUAUCUAAACGUUAUUAGAGAAUUUCCCAUUUCUGUUCCCUUGUACUGUGGCCCAUGUCCCAUUGUCGCCGCCCCCCACCACCCCCAAGAGGAUAAUUUGAGACAAUGUUUUUCAUUAACAUGGUAGAUAUAAAUGUCAUUUAUAGAUAUUGUGGGAUAGGUACAGCUUUUGAGAGUUAAGUUUAAUAGACUUAAUUAAAUAAAGGAAUUUAAGGUUUGUUAAAAUGAUGUUAAAGAAAUUACCCAUUGGCCUAGCACCAAAGUCCCUAAACUGUUGAGUUUUUGUAUCUCCUUUCCAUUUCUUACUAGUACAUGCACAGCAAAACAGGUCUAUAGCCCAUGACCUAAAUCUGUUGUAGUCCAAGGAAGAGAGACUUAAACAGAUAACUAAGGCUUUUGAAUUCAAAUUUAGGAACCAGAAUCUUACAGAGUUCAACUGCUAGUGCAGUCCCUACAACUUGAAUGGCAUUAGUCUUUCUCUAAUUCCUGCCAAGAUCAUCACAGUUUGUCCAUCAUCAAAACUCCCAAGCAAUGGAAAUUUUAAAGAGAAUUGUGUAUUUUCACGUGUAUUGAAGGAUAUUCUUUAAAUUGUUUCUUCUCAAUGCUCCCCAUAAUGAAAAAACUACCAAAUUAAAUCUCCUUACAGAUGGCAGUUUGGAGUGCAUAGAGUUGGAGGGUUUGAAGUCCAUUCCCAAGUCUGGCUGUGGAUCGUGCAUCUGACUGGUUAUUUUUGUGAAGUUGAAAGCCGAUUUUAAUGUGAAUAGCAAAUUCUGGUGUGUUGUGACUAAAGCUUAAGUAUGCCUGUUUCGACAAGAAAAUGUUAUAAAUCCUGAACAGUGCCAAAUACACUGUGCAUAUCUAUGAUUUACCUUUUGAAUGUAUGUUAAUUAGCUCCCUUCUGUGCGAUGGUCUCAUGCUUAGAGUUGUUUAAAUCCUUGUGAUGUUUGGUAUGGCUGUAGACUUUGGCAACAUGUAAAUAAUGUGUACAGCAAGUUUUUAUGAUUAAGCAAUCAAAUUUAUUGAAUUUUAUUAUUGAAAGUUGAAACAAUAUGUAUGAACUAAAAAAAAUCAAUAAAAGAAUAUACUCUU
Nannospalax galili (Upper Galilee mountains blind mole rat) is the source of this 3652-nucleotide messenger RNA. It is a transcript of the gene Nus1, whose product is annotated as NUS1 dehydrodolichyl diphosphate synthase subunit. Bases 193 to 1074 code for a protein of 293 amino acids. The record is from RefSeq and is a predicted model, not a curated record. The transcript is spliced from 5 exons. NCBI's taxonomy places the organism in Eukaryota, Metazoa, Chordata, Mammalia, Rodentia, Spalacidae. Gene Ontology annotation, cellular component: dehydrodolichyl diphosphate synthase complex; endoplasmic reticulum membrane. Gene Ontology annotation, molecular function: ditrans,polycis-polyprenyl diphosphate synthase [(2E,6E)-farnesyl diphosphate specific] activity.